AUGAAUAAUGUUCCGAUAUUUAGAUUUGUGUCUCCUCGGUCAGGCCUCUACUUUGGAACUGUAGGGAGCUCAGGAGUUGGUGCUUUUGCCAGUUCACUACUGCUUCGCGGCAGUUCCAGAUCGUAUGCUUCCAAGAUUAAAGUGUCGCGAAAACUGACUCUUUCACCAACUGUAUCUAAACAGUCUCUUAAAAGUGAAAAGUCCAGGUCGGGUUCAGGAUCGGGAUCGAGAUCAAAAGGCAGAUCAAGCUAUGGAUCAGUGCGUAGAGGCAGAGGCAGUCAAUCAGCCAAGCUAAAUAAUUUUCUUCCCUCAGGGUCGACAUCCGUGACUACAACGCUUGGUUCAGGAAAGUUCUCUGUUUUAUAUGAGCUGGAUCGAAAAUCAAGAGAGUCUCAUCGGAAUGUUCUAUCAAAAGUAGACAGUUUUGAAGCUCUGAAGAUCGAGUCUUCUGUAAGAGAUAGUAUAAUGGAGACUGUUCUAGGCCAUCUUGAAAUCAUCAAACCUACACCCAUUCAGACUCUGGCAGUCAAAGCUAUUCAGGGACGACGAAAAAAUCCCUUGGAACAGCACACGUGGUUGUUAGCAGCCGAAACAGGGUCUGGUAAGACGCUCGCCUAUCUUGCACCACUCCUUUCGAAGUUGAAAGUAGAGGAAGAAGAACCAGGUUGGGAACUUAUAAAAGAGCUUCCAGGACCCAGAGCUGUGAUCUUAGUACCCAGUGCUGAACUAAUAGCUCAAGUAGACUCUGUUAUUAAAAAGAUAAAGUCUACAGUUCCCUUAUCAUCUGUAGCAUGUCUUCCAGGAGUAUCAACACGCUAUAUCCACUCUCGGCUAGCUAAAGGGAUUGACAUUCUCAUCUGUACACCAGAUAAAUUAGCUCAAUUGUCGAAAAACAGCAAUCUGGCCAAGAUCCAAUACCUCCAGAGAUGUAAAAUGCUGGUAAUCGACGAGGCAGACUCACUGAUGAACGAUUCGUUCCGAGAUGCAACUCUGGGCUCAAUUGGAUUCAUGCCUAAUUUGCUGGAUCUGGUGUUUUGUACUGCUACUAUUCCCAGACAAUUUGAUAGGAUCUUGCGAGAAAAAUACCCAGAUACCACCCGUCUCGUUACUCCUAAAAUACAUAAACUGCCUGGACACAUUGACUUCCGAGUAGUUGAGGUAUUCAGACCUCCAUAUAUGGAUAACAAAAUGCUUGCCCUCAAACAAGCAUUGUUUGCUAUAUACCACGAUGGAAGUGAAGAUGGAUUGACUAAACGGGUUAUAGUUUUUGUGAACCGAAAAGAAUCCGUCAGUCCGUUGGUGACGGAACUUAAUACUAGCGGAUUCAUUUCCAUUGGUAUUGACGGGACAGUCAAGCCAACUGAAAGGAAACAAUUGAUUGAAGAUUUUAUUUCUCCCGCCAAAACCAUCGAAGAAUCAGGGGGUCAGAAACUUAAAGUGCUGGUAACAACUGAUCUUAUGGCACGUGGUGUUGACACUAACCGAGUCAGAAACAUCAUUCUGUAUGAUCUUCCUCUUUCUUCAGCAGACCUGCUCCACCGUGCUGGACGUACCGGACGAUUAGGAGCCCGUGGACGGGUUCUACUGCUUGUAAAUAAAAAAGAAAGUCAAUCAUGGGUCAAGGGUCUUGAAAAAGCUGUCCGCAAGGGACUGGCGUUGGCAUAG
Molecule: messenger RNA, 1665 nt
Organism: Sugiyamaella lignohabitans
Lineage: Eukaryota; Fungi; Ascomycota; Dipodascomycetes; Dipodascales; Trichomonascaceae
Gene: MRH4
Product: Mrh4p
Exons: 1
Coding region: 1-1665 (554 amino acids)
Molecular function (GO): ATP binding; nucleic acid binding
Source: RefSeq, a predicted model, not a curated record